This is a messenger RNA of Oncorhynchus gorbuscha (pink salmon), 6531 nucleotides long. RefSeq names its product anoctamin 8b (gene ano8b). Gene Ontology annotation, cellular component: plasma membrane. Gene Ontology annotation, biological process: chloride transmembrane transport. Gene Ontology annotation, molecular function: chloride channel activity. Lineage: Eukaryota; Metazoa; Chordata; Actinopteri; Salmoniformes; Salmonidae. The record is from RefSeq and is a predicted model, not a curated record.
GGCUGGCUGUAGCCCUACGUGUGUCGUCCCCCCUUCUCUCUUUGUCCCUCCUCCAUAGUAAGAAUCAACCGAGCGCUAUCAAUCGGCUCGCAUCCUGCUGCAAACUAGGAUAAGCCACCACCACAACAACCUUCACUUCACUUUCACGUUCAUUUAGCCCCUCUCUCUCUCUGACACACCGACCAGCAGCGUCCUAUGAUUUGCCUGCCUGAGAUGCGAUUUCGCUCUCCCCUUUCCCGGAGAAUAUCGUCCGUUACUCCCCACUGAAAGACCAUGCCCGAGACGGGGGCGGCGGGAGCAGCAGUCCCUGCAGCAGCGGGUAGCAGCUCCUCCGACAGCAGUGGUGGCACCGAGAGCUCGCGACACAGACACCGAUCGCAAGGCGAAGGGGAAAAGACAGAUCAAAGUGCUGCCUCCUCGCAGCAAACGUCAUCCGGUGUACUGGAUAAGUUAUUUGGGAAGCGGCUGCUGCAGGCUGGGAGGUACAUAAUGUCUCAUAAGUCCUGGAUGAAGACCGUGCCCACUGAGAACUGUGACGUCCUCAUGACUUUCUCAGACCGGACAGAUGACCACACGUUGCUAUGGCUACUAAACCACAUGCGCCUGGGCAUUCCAGAACUCAUCGUCCAGAUCCGACAUCACAAACACACGCAUGUACACGCCUUCUUCGUCACGGCAACUUACGAGAAUUUGUUGCGCGGGGCAGAGGAGAUGGGUCUGAGGAAGUCAUUAAAGCCAGAGUUUGGGGGAGGAACACGCAGCUUCUCCUGUGAAGAAGACUACAUCUAUGAGAACAUUGAGAGUGAACUAUGCUUUUUCACAUCACAGGAGAGGCAGAGCAUUAUCAAGUACUGGCUCGACAAUCUACGAGCCAAGCAGGGGGAGGUGCUUCAUAACAUACACUUCCUGGAGGGACAGCCAAUCAUCCCAGAGCUGAGUGGGCGGGGUGUGAUCCAGCAGGUGUUUCCUCUCCAUGAGCAGAGGAUCCUCAGUCAGCUGAUGAAGUCCUGGGUGCAGGCUGUGUGUGAAAAACAGCCACUAGAUGAUAUUCGUGACUACUUUGGGGUGAAGAUAGCCAUGUACUUCGCCUGGCUGGGGUUCUACACCACGUCUAUGCUGUAUCCUGCUGUCAUCGGCUUCGUGCUCUGGGUUCUCACCGAGUCUGACCAGACGAGUCGUGAUAUAUGCUGUGUGGUGUUUGCACUGUUUAACGUGGUGUGGGCCACACUCUUCUUGGAGAGGUGGAAGAGAAGGGGGGCGGAGCUGGCCUAUAAGUGGGGUACGCUGGACACCCCUAAUGAGUCCCUAGAGGAACCACGGACGCAGUUUAGGGGUGUGAAGCGGUGCAGCCCCAUAACAGGCUGUGAGGAGUUUUACUACCCACCAUGGAGGAGGAGGGUGUUCAGGUGGCUGGUCAGCCUGCCCAUCUGCAUCCUGUGUCUCUGCUUUGUGUUCCUGGCCAUGCUCCUCUGCUUCGAACUGCAGGAGUUUGUUAUGGGGAUUAAAGAAGUACCUCGCCUGGCCCGGUUCAUCCCUAAGAUCAUGCUGGCCAUCACUGUGACUGCCUGUGACGAGGUGUACAGGAAGAUAGCCUACUGGCUCAACGACAUGGAAAACUAUAGACUCCAGAGUGCCUAUGAGAAACAUCUCAUCAUUAAAUUGGUUCUUUUUCAGUUUGUAAACUCUUAUCUCAGCCUUUUCUACAUUGGAUUCUACCUCAAAGACAUGGAGCGUCUGAAAGAGAUGCUGGCCACCCUGCUGAUCAUCCGCCAUUUUGUCCAGAACGUGAAGGAGGUGAUGCAGCCUUACCUGUACGAGCGCCACAAGCUGGGCGAGCUCACCCUGCGCAGCGUCUGGGAUCUGCUCCUCUCAGCCCUGCUCAAGUACUGCAGGCUGGCCGCAGGAAAGCCCCAGGCUUCACCCACCGACCAGGCCAUGCCGGGCCCUGGCCUGAGGGGAACCAGACCCGGGGUGGGACAGCCUGACCGCAGGGAGAAGAAGUGUCUGAACGGGGGAUGUGGGGUGCCUGAAGAGGAGGAGGGAGAGAGGGAGGAGGGGGACAGUGGGAGGUUCAGUGAGGGAGAGAAUGAGGAAUCGUCUGAGAGUCUGAUAGACUGUGGCCUCAAGCUGAGGAAGGUCAGCUUCAUAGAAAGGGGGACAGGAAGUCGUCUGGAGGGGGCUGCAUCCCCACUGGAGGACAGUUUCUUGGAGGACGGCAGCCCCACUAUGGUGGAGAAGGGGAUGGAUCCGGCAUCGGUGUUCGAGACAUAUGAUGAUGACGAUGACAAUGGCGUCACUGAGACAAAGGACACGGGAGUUUUGGCCAAUGAGAGUAUGGCGGCUGCCCCGCUGCCUUCUGGGCCAGAGAGCACGGUGACGGUGCGUCAUCGCAGAAGGCAGAGGAGUUUGGAGAGGGCAGACUCUAAAACCAAGCGGGAGUCAUGGAUCGACCCACCAGAGGAACAGGAGAGUACGAGUCUGGCACAGGCUGAGAUGGAGAGCUGCAUGCAGACAUAUGAGGACACCUUCCAGGACUACCAGGAGAUGUUUGUCCAGUUCGGCUACGUAGUUCUGUUCUCCUCAGCCUUCCCCCUGGCGGCCAUGUGUGCCCUCAUCAACAACAUCAUCGAGAUCCGCAGCGACGCCUUCAAGCUCUGUACCGGCCUGCAGAGACCCUUUGGCAAAAGAGUGGAGAGCAUCGGACAGUGGCAGACAGCGAUGGAGGCCAUGGGUCUGAUCGCCAUCAUAGUCAACUGUUACUUGAUUGGUCAGUGUGGUCAGCUGCAGCGCCUCUUCCCCUGGCUCAGCCCUGAGAUGGCCAUCAUCUCCAUUGUCAUCCUUGAGCACUUUGCCAUCCUGCUGAAGUACAUCAUUCACGUAGCAAUCCCAGACAUCCCCAGCUGGGUGGGGGAGGAGAUGGCCAAACUGGAGUACCAACGUAGGGAGGCUUUCAAGAAGCACGAGCGGCAGGCGCAGCAGCACUACCAACAGCUACAGAGGAGGAAGAGAGAGGAGGAGGAGAGGCAGAGGCAGACCGAGCACCAGGCUCGCAGGGAGAGGGAGAGAGAUGAGGGGAAGGACUCCUCCGGGGGAGACCACCACCACGACAAGAGCCACGGGGGGAAGUCCCGCUCUGGAGGGGGUGGAGGUGGGGACAAGCCCAAGAGGCCCAGCUCCCUCCUGGCCAACAACAACGUGAUGAAGCUCAAACUGAUCACCCCCUUACAGAGCAAGUUCUCCUCCGGCAGCGCGCGCUCCCCUCAGUCUCCCACAGGAAACGAACCCAAGCUCCCCGGGUUCCUCAGCUUCAAGUUCCUCAAGUCGCCUGAGAAUAAGAAGGAAGCGGCUGCUGCCGCUGCAGCUGCAGCCACGGCAACGAAUACCACGACGACCGCGACCGCCCCCGGCGGUAACCAGGAGCGGUCUCAGUCGCCGAGCAAGUCGUUCAACCCUGGGAAACUAUUUAACUUUGGGAAGUCAGAGGGGGGCUCCUGUGUGAAUGGGUCCCAGUUACCCCGACCAGGGGAGGCUUCCCAGGGAUCUGACAAACAGCUCACCAAGUCUGACCUGAAUGGGGUGCCGGACGAAAUCCCCUCGCCUGGAGGGGAUGAGGGGGAGAACGGACACCACACAGACUCCUCAGACCCUAAAGUCUAGGCUCUCUUUGGAUGGGGAGAUGACAAACUACUAUGAGAACUUCACUUAAUAUAUCUAUUAGAAGGAGAAAUGUAUGUGGAGAAAAGGUCAAGCCUCUCUGUGCUGUCUGGAUCUGAGGAUGUGUAUGUAGACGCUGCCUGGGGGCUGUGGGGGGGGGGACUAAUGGUAAUGAUGAUGGGAUGUGUGGGUCUGCAUUGUUGCUGUUGCUGAGAGACUUUCAGGCUUAAUGGUGAAGACAUAACCCACCCUUUUACCCAUGGCCACACACACAUGCACACACACACACACGCACACACACACAUAGAAUCCUCUUUUGUCUGCAAUACAUAUAGAAAUGCAUGAGCUGCAUUUCUGAUACUUUCCGAGCAUUUUCCAAAAAAAGGGAGAGCAGUGUUUCUUGAUUUAUUCUAUUCUGAAAAUUGUAAGCAUCCUGGUGGCCAUCUUGCCACUGAAACAUAACAUCCUGGUGGCCAUCUUGCCACUGAAACAUAACAUCCUGGUGGCCAUCUUGCCACUGAAACAUAACAUCCUGGUUUCGAAGGUCAGAAGAAUAAAAUGGAUUGGUGUGUGUGAAUCAAAAGCAUAAUGAGACCUUUCACAGUCACCACACAAUGGUGGCCUGAUAUCAGACUCACUUUUGACUGUGACGGUCGAUCGGCUUUUCUACUUAAUACGAACCGGCUGUGCGAGCCGAGCAAUAUCAAAUCAGUGUUUCAAAUCUGAGCAGUACUGCAAAACACGUCCAGUUCUUUGUUUUUCACCCACACUCUCAUCUGAAGGCAUACGUGAGCAGUCGUGAGUUUUGUAUAUACAGUACAUCCCAUGAAAACAACGGCAAUAUCUGAAGUGUAUGUCUGACACAGUGCGUGGGAAACAGGAUGUUGUGUUUGACGUUGUGAAAGGCAAAGAUGAAAAUCGUUUGAUAAAAGACAGGCUUUGUCUUGCAUGAGAGAGAGAGAGAGAGAGAGAGAGAGAGAGAGAGAGAGAGAAAGAGAGAGAGAGAGAGAGAGAGAGAGAGAGAGAGAGAGAGAGAGAGAGAGAAUGAAAGAGUUGUUUUGACUGAUUCCACAGGAUGUUGAUGUGGAUUAUACAGUACACGGUAUGUAUCAUGGAAAGUCUGGGUUCCUGUAGUUUACUGUGUGCCAUUCUAAUCUCUCCCCAUUCAAGCCUGCAGAGAGACAUUCUACACAGUAUACUAAUGGCUCUCCAUUUCAGCACACAGAUCUGACUAGAUUUAGUGAGUAGACUAGACAUAGAAAGUGAGAAGAUUUGCACUAAACUCUGCCGUUCUGCACUGAGACAGCAGAGCCUGUUCUGACUGCAGGUGUAAAAUGAAGAACUAUACCGGUCUGCCUCACAACACAACAUAACAUAUACAAACGUUGGAUUUUAUUAUCGCUAGUAUCUUGUACUGUAGAUGCUGUCGUCAUUUCAUCCGACAUCCCUAGUUCCUAAAUCCCAGGUGGCUGCUGGUCCCCAUCCAUUCAUUUGAGAGCUGAUAAUAUAUUUUCUAUUGUUUAUUCUAUUUAUUUUCAAUGGAAUUUGUUGCCAAAGCAUCACCUUUCUGACUACACUGGCAGUGAUAGCAUAGAGAUGACAGAUUUCUAAAUUCCUUUUGUAAACCAAUCCAAAGGGAUUAUUCAACCGUUUAUUUUCUAUAAUGUGGCCAGAGGAUGGUGCCAGAGUACAAGACAGUGUUUUAUACAUCUAACUUAGAGUAGGAUGUUUUGCGUUCCCCAAUCCUAUUGCUAACGUUAGGAUUUGGGGACGUUAAUCUGAUGUUACAUCUGUGUUUAUGAACUCAUAUUAAAUCCCAGUCUUCAUUGGAAAAAAAAGAACCAUGGCAAGUGAGAUUCAGCACAGCAUUGGAGAGACAGAAACAUGAACUAUGCACCUCCACUUCAUCCUCUCUGGCUAAGAUCUUUGCAAUAAUACAGUGUUAGAGGGACAGUGACACAGACACAACGCUAGUCUAUUACUGGUCCAUGCCUUCAGUACUCCAUCUCUUCAGACUGUGUUCCACCAAUAGGAUCUCUUAGUACUCCAUCUCUUCAGACUGUGUUCCACCAAUAGGAUCUCUUAGUACUCCAUCUCUUCAGACUGUGUUCCACCAAUAGGAUCUCUUAGUACUCCAUCUCUUCAGACUGUGUUCCACCAAUAGGAUCUCUUAGUACUCCACCUCUUCAGACUGUGUUCCACCAAUAGGAUCUCUUAGUACUCCACCUCUUCAGACUGCGUUCCACCAAUAGGAUCUCUUAGUACUCCAAUCUCUUCAGACUGUGUUCCACCAAUAGGAUCUCUUAGUACUCCACCUCUUCAGACUGUGUUCCACCAAUAGGAUCUCUUAGUACUCCAUCUCUUCAGACUGCGUUCCACUACCCAAUAUAGGGUCUCCAGCUGACCUGGAUUCUCAGUGUGGGUAUCAAUAGGGAACAUCCCAUCACUCCAUCUGGGCUGAAACACACACACACACACACCUGUCUGAAAUAGGAAACCUGAUUUUAGGAAGCUCCCCUGGUAUUAUAUUCUCUUAAUCUCUGAUCAUCUCUCCCUGUGCUUUAAAUAUGAGGUUAACUAAAAUGCCUGUCAAAUAUGCAUUUUGGCCUAAAACAUACAUAGCCUUCUGUCAUUUAGCAUGGAUUGCCUAUCUAUAAUGUACUUCAAGCUACAACAUAAUGGCAAGGCUCAUGCUUCCGCAUUGAGACUGAAUAUAGCAUUUUCAUGAACAUAGUGGCAACAAUAAGAAUUGAGCUCUGACUGACUGAACUAGUUGUGGUAGUUACAGCUCUGACUGACUGAACUAGUUGUGGUAGUUACAGCUCUGACUGACUGAACUAGUUGUGGUAGUUACAGCUCUGACUGACUGAACUAGUU